Iphiclides podalirius (scarce swallowtail) is the source of this 435-nucleotide messenger RNA. The record is from the annotation of a GenBank genome assembly. NCBI's taxonomy places the organism in Eukaryota, Metazoa, Arthropoda, Insecta, Lepidoptera, Papilionidae.
AUGACUUAUGUUGUCACCAAGUCGUUAGAGCUGGAUUAUGUUAGAAACUACUUAUUCCAUGGGCACCGCUUUACGUGUAGCGCGGCUGCCAUUUUCCUGAGAGACAGCGGCGGCGCUGGGGCGGGCGGCGGGGCUGCGGGGCUGCGGACUGGUCCCUGGAGAGCAGGCGGCUGCUUGGGCCAGCUCCCAGGGGAAGCGGGCGGCGGGCGAGAACUCCGCUUCCACUGGGACCCCCACUACCCACCACCUGCGCCCGAACGGGAUGGCGGCGCAGGGCGGAGGUGCGCUACCCAGGGGAAAUUUCCCGCCAGCUCUCUGCGGGGCCUCUACAAGUUUUAUGGACGCGUAGUACCGAGGGGGGGGGGGGAGCUCUCCCUGCCCCGCACCUCACCAGCCCCCGCGCCCCACGAACCAUCAACUUCUUAUCGUCUCACG